Molecule: messenger RNA, 988 nt
Organism: Haliotis rufescens (red abalone)
Lineage: Eukaryota; Metazoa; Mollusca; Gastropoda; Lepetellida; Haliotidae
Product: chymotrypsin-like serine proteinase
Exons: 6
Coding region: 98-859 (253 amino acids)
Biological process (GO): proteolysis
Molecular function (GO): serine-type endopeptidase activity
Source: RefSeq, a predicted model, not a curated record
UGGACAAGAGAGGGUAUAUAUUAAUCUACCAGUUUGUAGUUCACGCUAUUUACUGACCUUACCUGCGAGAUUUACAAUACUGCUGUCUUUUUUCGCCAUGCUGUACCUUGUGCUUCUAGCGAUCACUGGCUGUGUGUCGGCCCGGCCAGGCUCCCGGAUUGCUGGGGGGACUCCGCUGACCCCCGGUGAGCUGCCUUACCUCGCCUCCGUGCAGCUCCACAGCUCCAACGCCUGGUACCAUCUGUGUGGAGGCACCCUCAUCAGCGAGACCAGAGUCCUCACCGCAGCUCACUGCAUCUCUGGCGCGGCAACAGACUACAGAAUCGUACUGGGGGAACACAGCCUGAGUCAAGUCGACGGAACGGAGGAGUACGCCUCUAUUGCGAGCUUUGUCACACAUCCCGACUACAACGGCAACGCUGCUGGUUUCCCCAACGACAUCGCCAUUGUUACUUUGGCAAACAACGCCGAUACCAGCAACAGCGCAAUUGGCAUCAUACCCCUCGCUGAUGCCGGAGCCGACUUCACCGGAGUCGAUUGUACCAUCUCUGGUUGGGGUAGCUUAGCUGGGUCAGUGGCACUUCAGGACACGCCGUCAAAAGCCACGUUCCCCGCCAUCUCUAACGCCGCCUGCGCCAGCCUGUGGGCCCCCGUCUCCAACACCAUCAUUCUCCCCAGCCACGUCUGCAUGGUCGGCACCGCGGGGCAAGCCGCGUGUCACUACGACAACGGGGGUCCGAUGGUGUGUAACGGCGUCCUCGUCGGCCUCAUCUCCUGGGGGGACAGCUCGUGCGAGGGGACGCUACCUGCCGUCAUGGCCAGUAUUCCGUACUUCCGCACCUGGAUCGAGGCUAACUAGGCGUCGCUGGACGCCUACAGCGACUAUGCUGACAACAUACAGUUCUACCUAUUCCCGACAAAAAGCAUUUUCUUCUUUCAAUUCAAGAUAAAAUAAAAUAAUAUAUAUUAUUAUAUAUUCCCUCUGUAA